This is a messenger RNA of Phytophthora sojae, 759 nucleotides long. RefSeq lists its product as hypothetical. The coding region runs from base 1 to 702 and encodes 233 amino acids. The transcript has a single exon. The record is from RefSeq and is a predicted model, not a curated record. Lineage: Eukaryota; Oomycota; Peronosporomycetes; Peronosporales; Peronosporaceae.
AUGAUGGACCUGAACAACCUCAAGAGCAUGGCCAACCGGGCCGGCAACACGCUCUACUUCGCGGGCGCGGCGGCGGCCGAGAUCGGCAAGGAGAAGGGAACACAGGCGCUGGCGGCGGCGUCCGGGGCCGCGGCCCAGGUCAAGAGCUCUCAGACGUACCAGAGCGCCACGGUGGCCGCCACGCUGGGCCGAGAGAAGGUCAAGACGUCGCAGGCCUUCCAGGUGGCAUCCUCCGCCGCCACCGUCGGCAAGGAGAAGGCCACGACGGCGGCGUCCACCGCCGCGACGGUCGCGUCGGCUGGCCGCGUCAAGGCCGCGGGCGCGUUUGUGAUGGCCAAGAACCGCAUCGCUGGCUUCAAGACGGGCAAGUCGCCCAACUCCCCGCAGCCCGGCAACCUGCCGUCGGCCGAGAAGGAGUUCUACAAGUACGAGAUGUCGGAGGAAGAGAAGGCGAAGAAGCGCGCGCAGGCGCGGCGUCGCGCCGAGAAGAACAAGCACCCGGUGUCGAGCUCCAGCUCGAGUUCGAGCUCGCGACGAGAAGGCAGUUCUAGAUCGGCCACCAGUUCGAGCUCCAGAUCUGGCAGCAGCAAGUCCAGUAGCAGCAGUAGUAGCUCCAGUAGCAGGAGCGGCCAUCGGUCGGCCGGAGGCAACAGCCGACGACCUGGCAGCAGCAGACGCAACAAAGGAGAGCACCAAUUGUAGGACGAACACGAAGCCAGAAGCUGCAACUCUUAAUGUACUGGUGGUGCAAACCGUGAG